Wyeomyia smithii (pitcher-plant mosquito) is the source of this 2408-nucleotide messenger RNA. RefSeq names its product acyl-CoA synthetase short-chain family member 3, mitochondrial. The transcript has 11 exons. Lineage: Eukaryota; Metazoa; Arthropoda; Insecta; Diptera; Culicidae. The coding region runs from base 87 to 2093 and encodes 668 amino acids. The record is from RefSeq and is a predicted model, not a curated record.
UGAACACGUAGAGUCAGCGCGGUAGAACGUAGUAAAAUUGUUCUGUGUUUGGGCAUUUCUGAGUGUAGUUGCUGUAUAUUAGUAUCAUGAAUUGUAAACGUGCAUCAAAACUUGUGAAAGAGAGAAAAAAGGGAGCAUCACCGUUACCAAUACAUGGGCUAGUUAAUCCAUUAUACUCGGAUGUUUACCACAGAUCAAUUCAGGAACCACAAACAUUCUGGGGAGAUCUCGCAGAGCAACUUAUAGAUUGGGACAGGCAUUGGGAUAAAGUUUUGGAAGACAGUAACCCGCCUUUUACAAAGUGGUAUGUCGGAGGUCAAUUAAACGCAUGUUACAAUGCGCUAGACCGUCAUAUUCUCAACAAAAAAGGACAUAAAGUGGCACUCAUUCACGAUAGUCCUAUGACAAACACAAUACGCCAUGUUACAUAUAAUGAACUAUACAAAAAGGUCUCAUGUUUAGCUGGUGGCUUGAAAAAAAUGGGAGUUCGAAAAGGAGACAGAAUUGUGAUAUAUAUGCCGUUAAUACCAGAAACAAUUAUGGCUAUGCUUGCUACUGUGCGUCUUGGUGCAAUUCAUUCCGUAGUAUUUGGUGGAUUUGCAGCGAGUGAACUCUGCAUGCGAAUAGAACAUGCAGAACCCAAAGUUGUUAUUGCUUCGAAUUGUGGAAUUGAACCGAACAAAAUUAUUUAUUAUCUGGAUAUUUUACACGAAGCUCUUCAAAUGUCCAAAUGGAAACCACAGGCUAAUAUAAUAUUUCAACGAACUAACAUACUAGUUUCCGAAUUGGACCCUCAAACUGAUGUUGCCUGGGAAUCUGUACUAGACGAACCAACUGAAUGCGUUCCAGUUGAAGCAAACGACCCACUAUAUAUACUGUAUACAUCUGGUACUACUGAUAAACCAAAAGGUAUUCAACGUCCUACCGGUGGACAUCUAGUGACACUGAUGUACACGAUGGAUACAAUAUACGGAGUACAGCCGAAUGAUGUAUGGUGGAAUGCUUCAGACAUGGGAUGGGUAGUUGGGCAUUCUUAUAUAUGUUAUGGGCCACUAUUAUUCGGAGCAACCAGCGUUAUGUACGAAGGCAAACCUGAUCGUACUCCUAAUCCAGGCCAAUAUUUUCGCCUUAUAGCACAACAUAAAGUUACCGCUUUGUUUUCUGUUCCGACAUCCUUCAGAGUCUUGAAACGAAUCGAUCCAGAAAAUGAAUACGGUAAAAAAUAUAACAUAAAGUCUCUGCGGACAAUUUUCAUAGCGGGAGAACAUUGCGAUUUUGAAACAAAGAAUUGGAUGGAAAAGGUGUUCAAGGUACCAGUACUAAAUAAUUGGUGGCAGACUGAAACUGGUUCAGCGAUCACUGCAACGUGUGUGGGUCUAGCCCAAAAUUUGAAUCCUCCCAAGUUUACUACUGGACUCCCGUUCUGCGGCUAUGAUAUACGCGUAUUACAGCCAGACGGAUCGGAAUCAGCAGCAAACGAACUUGGUCGUAUAGUUGUGAAACUACCGCUACCACCUGGAACAAUGUCAACGUUAUACAAGAAUGACGAUUUGUUCAAGAAAGUAUAUUUCACCAGAUAUCCAGGAUUCUAUGACACAAUGGAUGCUGGAUACAAAGACGAACAAGGUUAUGUGUUUGUGACUGCAAGAGAUGAUGAUGUUAUCAAUGUUGCUGGGCACCGAAUAUCUACUUCCAGCUUGGAAGAUGCAGUGUUAAGACACCCAGAUGUAGCGGAUGUAGCGGUUUUCGGCGUACCAGAGCCGACAAAGGGACAAAUACCGCUUUGCCUAUAUGUAACUAAGGAUGGAGUUGACAAAACCACCGCUAAAUUAUCAGUUGAAUUGAUAAACCUAAUUCGUGAGGUAAUUGGACCGAUAGCGGCAUUCAAACUGGUUGGAAAGGUGGAAAGUUUACCUAGAACGCGUUCAGGGAAAACUAUGCGCAAGGCAAUGGCAGACCUUGCCGCAAAUAAAAAGGUAAUGCUACCUGGAACAAUAGAAGAUGCAAGUGUGUUUGAAGAUAUCCAAAGAGCUCUUCAAGAACUUGGUUAUGCAAUGAAUGCUCCAACACCAAAAAUUGCAGUUAGAACCUAAUUACACUUAAAAUAAUUCUAUUUAGUUAUUAAACAUCUAUGCAGUAAGUGUAUAUACCCAUUAACAAGAUGAUAUGGUGUUCUUUUUUAAACAGUUAACACUAAAAAAACGUAAAACACGUGAAGAAAUAUUUCGCUCAAGAUUCCGCAAUUUUGAAAACUUAGGAUGUUCGAUUCAAGAAACUUGAUUUUUAACAUCACUUAUUUCUAACACGGUUUUACUAUAAUUCACACGAACCUUAACCUUUAUAUUGAAAUGUUUGUGGUAAACUAAAUUAAUAGAAACAUGGGGAUAGAAUAAAAACCAUUAUACUUA